CCACAUGUCAGCCGCACGAGCCCCUACCCGCCUCGGCCAUCUCCGGCCAUCUCCUUUCCUCCACCAAUCCUCCUCCGAUCCAAUCCCCGAGUCUCGACGCCGCCGCAUGCCGCCGUUGCUGCCGCCGUUUGCCUAGGCCUCUGCCGCCCCCAUCGCCGGCGCGAUGGGGAACACCUGCGCCGGCCCCAGCGCCGGCCCCAGCGCCACGGCGGACCGCCACGGAUUCUUCAGCACCGUCUCCGUCGCCGUACUGUGGCGCCCCGGCGCCGCCCGCGCCGAGCCGGCGGUCCCACCGCCCGACUCCUGCCCCUCCAUGUGCUCCUCCACCUCGUCCGCGGGCCCCGAUGUCGACGAAUCCGACCUCUCCUCUCCCUCCUCCGACCCUAACAAGCCCAAGGUAAAGCGCGUCCAGAGCGCCGGCCUCAUCGCCGAAUCCGUCCUCAAGCGCGACUCGGAGCGCAUCAAGGACCUCUACACCCUAGGCAAGAAGCUGGGACAGGGCCAGUUUGGCACCACCUACAAGUGCGUCGAAAAGGCCACGGGAAAGGAGUUCGCCUGCAAGUCCAUCGCAAAGCGGAAGCUCGUCACCGAGGAGGACGUCGAGGAUGUGCGCCGCGAGAUCCAGAUUAUGCACCACCUCGCCGGCCACCCGAACGUGAUCUCCAUAGUCGGGGCUUACGAGGAUGCUGUUGCCGUGCACCUCGUCAUGGAGCUCUGUGCGGGAGGGGAGCUGUUCGACAGGAUCAUACAGCGGGGGCACUACUCUGAGAAGGCCGCCGCGCAGCUGGCUAGGGUGAUCAUUGGGAUUGUGGAGGCUUGCCAUUCUCUUGGGGUCAUGCACAGAGACCUCAAGCCAGAGAAUUUCUUGUUUGUCAACCAAAAGGAGGACUCGCCACUCAAGACCAUUGAUUUCGGGCUCUCUAUCUUUUUCAAACCAGGUGGAAUUUAUUCAGAUGUCGUUGGAAGUCCUUACUAUGUCGCCCCUGAGGUUCUGCUGAAACAGUAUGGCUGCGAAGUAGAUGUUUGGAGUGCCGGAGUAAUAAUUUAUAUCUUGUUGAGCGGGGUCCCUCCAUUCUGGGAUGAAUCUGAGCAAGGGAUAUUUGAACAAGUUUUGCAAGGUGAUCUUGAUUUUUCAUCCGAGCCCUGGCCCAGUAUCUCAAAGAGUGCAAAGGAUUUGGUUAGGAAAAUGCUGAACCGUGAUCCCGGAAAGAGAUUGACUGCACAUGAAGCUCUAUGUCAUCCUUGGGUUUGUGUUGAUGGAGUUGCUCCUGACAAGCCACUUGAUUCUGCUGUCUUAACUAGAUUGAAACAAUUUUCAGCAAUGAAUAAACUAAAGAAGAUGGCCCUUAGAGUAAUUGCUGAGAAUCUGUCUGAAGAUGAAAUUGCAGGAUUGAGAGAGAUGUUCAAAAUGCUUGAUACUGACAAUAGUGGCCAAAUCACAUUGGAGGAACUAAAAACUGGCUUGCAGAGAGUUGGUGCCAACUUAAAAGAGUCAGAAAUCGCAACUCUAAUGGAAGCGGCGGAUAUUGAUAACAGUGGGUCAAUUGAUUAUGGGGAAUUCCUUGCGGCAACAUUGCAUCUGAACAAGGUCGAGAGAGAAGAUAAUUUGUUUGCAGCAUUCUCAUACUUCGAUAAAGAUGGCAGUGGUUACAUUACUCAAGAUGAACUGCAAAAAGCAUGUGAAGAGUUUGGUAUAGGAGAUGCACAUCUUGACGAUAUUAUCCGAGACAUUGAUCAAGACAAUGAUGGCCGGAUCGACUACAAUGAAUUUGUAACAAUGAUGCAGAAGGGGAAUAAUCCACUAGGGAAAAAGGGACAAGGGCAGAUGAGCUUUGGUCUUAGGGAAGCAUUGAAGAUACGCUAGUGAUAUUUUUUUACUGUCCACAGUCCAUUGUUUGGUCUUUGUUCCCCAGUCAUUUGCUAUGCUAAUGAUAGUGUGGCCUGAAGGAUCCGCCCCUCACAAUCUGGACAAUUCCUGUUCCAGCUAACCAACGCAGGGCAGGAUUACUGAACUGUGAAGCCAACUAAAGAAGGAAUUCUCUGAUGGAGUGAGCAAAGGAGAUUCUAGAUGAUUGUGCCAUUUUUCAAUCAGAAGGGAUCACCAUGCUUGUACUCCCUCCGUUCCUAAAUAUUUGUCUUUCUAGAGAUUUCAACAAGUGACUACAUACGGAGCAAGAUGAGUGAAUCUAUACUCUAAAAUAUGUCUAUAUACAUCCGUAUGUGAUAGUUCAUUUGAAAUCCCUAAAAAGACAAAUAUUUAGGAACGAAGGGAGUAGAUUGCAUGUAUCUAGUUUUGGCAUUUCAAGCGAUGGAGUGAGCAGACGAGUAUCUGGUAACUACAGCUGAGCAUGAAUUAGUGUACCCAAGUUCAGUGACAGUGUGAUUAUAAAAAUAUAAAAUUGUAUAGGAGAGAAAAAUAUGUAACUAGUGAAGCUCUUUAUAUGUCCACCGAUCGCACUGAUACUCCCUGGGAGCGUUCAUAAAUACAAGUCUUUUUAGAGAUUCCAAUAUGGACUACAUACGGAGCAAAAUAAGUGAGUCUAUGCUUUAAAAUAUGUCUAUAUACAUCUGUAUGUAGAUCAUAUUAAAUCUCUAAAAAAGACUUGUAUUUGGGAACGAAGGGAGUAUAACGGAUGCAAAUGUGUAGUACUGAAUCUGAAUGGAAGAUAGAAGCCUGGUUUCUUUC
Molecule: messenger RNA, 2686 nt
Organism: Triticum dicoccoides
Lineage: Eukaryota; Viridiplantae; Streptophyta; Magnoliopsida; Poales; Poaceae
Product: calcium-dependent protein kinase 17
Exons: 8
Coding region: 164-1864 (566 amino acids)
Biological process (GO): protein phosphorylation
Molecular function (GO): protein kinase activity; calcium ion binding; ATP binding
Source: RefSeq, a predicted model, not a curated record